AUGUCGCGGUUCUGCUGCCAGAAGUACACGAGCGGGGACUUGGUGUUCGCCAAGUUAAAGGGCUACGCCCACUGGCCGGCCAGUGGGUUGGCCGAGGCCAACCGCUACCGAGUGUUUUUCUUCGGGACUCAUGAGACGGCCUUCCUGGGACCCAGGCACCUCUUCCCAUACGAGGAGUCCAAGGGGAAGUUCGGUAAACCCAACAAGAGGAGGGGCUUCAGCGAGGGGCUGUGGGAGAUCGAGAACAACCCCACCGUCCAGGCUUCCGAUUACCUGUUCGCCCAGGGGAAGAGCUGCGCCGAGGGGCCCGAGCCCGAGCCGGAGGCCACCGAGGGCUGUGGGGACCCGGAGAGCCACACCGACGGCUGCGGCGGCGCCGAGCCGGGGGAGCCGGGCGUCGACCUGCCGGCAGAGGAGGAGGACGAAAAAGGGCCGCUGAAGAGGAGCGCCAGGGACCCGCCGAAGGACAUCCCCAAGCGUCCCAAGGAGGCUGAUUCAGAAGAAGGGGAGGAGAUGGAGGAGGCGGCCACCACGGCGGAGGAUGCGAAGCCGCUCCUCGUGGAGCUGGAGAACGACCACGCUGCGUCCGGGCCGCCCGCAACCUGGGGGCCGCCCCCGGGGGAGCAGGAGCGGGAGGAAGAGCCUGCCUAGAGAGAGGCCGAGGCCCCGGGCGUCGGAGGCCGCGAGAGCCAGUAG
This is a messenger RNA of Kogia breviceps (pygmy sperm whale), 696 nucleotides long. It is a transcript of the gene HDGFL1, whose product is annotated as HDGF like 1. Lineage: Eukaryota; Metazoa; Chordata; Mammalia; Artiodactyla; Physeteridae. The record is from RefSeq and is a predicted model, not a curated record.